AUGAGACGUUCAGAAGAAGAAAGAAUAGAAUCAAAUUCAACUUUAUCAGAUACAAAAUCUGAUAAACAAAGUGUUGUUCCAAAAGAUAAAUUAGAUCCAUCAACUCAAGUUUUCGAUAAAAAAUAUGGUGAUCAAGAUGUUCAUUAUGUUGAUCCACCAGUUAAAACAUCAGCAUGGUUCACUAAACCAUAUGCAUUGAAUUAUAAGAUUAAUGGUGAAAUUUAUCGUACAAAAGGUCCUCAAAGAAGUGCCGGGAAAUUAGAAUUAUUCUUGGAUUUAGUUUAUGUUGGUAUUGGUUCAACAUUAGCUCAAAGUGCUUUAAAAGAACCAAAUGGAUUCUCAUUUAUGAAGUAUGUUAUAUUAUUCAUCCCUGCUAUCACUGUCUGGUCAGAUUUAAAAGAUUUUAUGAAUUAUUAUUAUAAUGAUGAUUUAGUUCAAAAAAUUUAUGUUUGUUGGAUUGAAUUAUUAUUAAUUGUUUAUGAUAAUAACUGUGAAAAAGUUGAAUUGAAUAGAACUGCUUUAAUAACGACGGUGAUUUCCUAUUUUUUAGCAAGAAUUACAUUAGCUUUAAUGUUAUGGUUUUAUUCUAUAUGGGUUAAACAACAUAGAGUUCAAAUGAGAAUUUAUGCAACAGGAUUAAUCAUAACAAGUUCAUGUUGGUUUUUCAUAUUAUUAAUUAAAUCCAUUAAAGGUCAAUGUAUCUUUUGCUUAUUCAUGUUUUUAAUUGAACAUACAACUUUUUUGAUAAAUAUAAAUCCAUGGAUAAAUGCUCAAUUAGGUUUAAAAUAUACUUCAGCAUUAAAUAUUGAACAUGAAGAUGCAAGAUUUCAAGCAUUUUAUUCUAUAUGUAUUGGACAAUUUGUUACAACAACAGUUAUGCAAACACCAUUAUCCAUAGGUUGGAAUCUAAAAUUACAUAAAGGAUUUUCAUUAUUAUUAAUUGCUUUUGUAUUUUAUGGGGUUUAUACACAUCGUGAUGGUUGUUUAAAAGCUGUUCAUGCCUUAAAGAGAAAUGCAUUGUGUGGGUAUAUGUAUCUUUAUUUCCAUAUAAUUUUGAUUGCAAGUAUGUUAUUAGCUGGUAAUGCAGGUGCUACAUUAGCAACUUAUGAAUCAAUUUAUAUUUCUUCACCGCAGGAAAAGGCAACUCUAUUAUUUUAUCAUGGUGGUAUUUUAUGUAUUCUGGGUUGUUUAACUAUUUUACCAUUAUUAGAUAAGAAUCUUGAUGAUCGCAAAGAACAUAAAAUUCCAAGAUUUGGUAGAGUUGGAUUAAGAAUUCCAAUUGGGUUACUAAUAUUAGGUUUAUCAUGGGCAGAUAAAUCUUUAUCAAUUCUACAAAUGAUGUGGAUGGAUUGUGCAUUCUUGAUUAUACUAUUCAUUUAUGAAUUCACAGUUAUGAAUCCAUUGAAUUUUAAGAUACCUGUUGAUGGGAAAUUUGUUAGUGUUCAACAGACAUGA
Molecule: messenger RNA, 1455 nt
Organism: Hansenula ciferrii
Lineage: Eukaryota; Fungi; Ascomycota; Saccharomycetes; Phaffomycetales; Wickerhamomycetaceae
Exons: 1
Coding region: 1-1455 (484 amino acids)
Source: RefSeq, a predicted model, not a curated record